Molecule: messenger RNA, 717 nt
Organism: Sycon ciliatum
Lineage: Eukaryota; Metazoa; Porifera; Calcarea; Leucosolenida; Sycettidae
Exons: 1
Coding region: 1-717 (238 amino acids)
Source: RefSeq, a predicted model, not a curated record
AUGGCAAGGGUGCUCCAGUGUUCAAAGUUGACAUCCCGGCAGCAUGCAUUCCGUAAUGUUCCCGUGCACCCUGACGAUUGGUCUCUGCUCGGCAUGGUGUGGCAAGGUCACUACUACGUCGACAAGAUGCUUCCAUUUCAACUGCGAUUAUCGCCUGCAUUGUUCAACACCGUGGCUGAGCUGGUGUGCUGGAUUCUUCGCCAUAACUAUUCCAUUCACGACUUGGAGCACUAUCUCGAUGAUUACACCGGAGUCGCACCACCUAGCUCAUCUGUCCACUGCUCCACAGCAGCUAUUCAAAAAGCAACGUUUCUGCAGGUAUUUGACAACCUCGGCAUCCCAUUCGCCACUGGUGCAGAGAAGGCGGUUCGAACAGCAACGGUGGUGACAGUACUUGGCAUAGAAGUCGAUAGCAUUGAGCAGGUGAUGCGGCUACCUGACGAGAAGUUAUCUGUCAUGCUAGAGGCUUUGAAUGACUGGUCAACGCGCGCUAGCUGCACAAAACGGAAACUGCUGACGCUGAUAGGCACCCUGUCCUUUGCCGCCAAGGUGGUUUCACCUGGCAGGACCUUCAUCCGCCGCGUCAUCGGUUUAAGCUGCCCCGCUCCGUCUCUUCAGUCAGUCAUCCAUAUUGACACAGAAGCCCACUUGGACAUCGAAUGGUGGCGCUGCUUUGCUGCAAACGAGAACGGCAAAUUAUUCUUCCAUGAUGGCUAG